Molecule: messenger RNA, 10792 nt
Organism: Aedes albopictus (Asian tiger mosquito)
Lineage: Eukaryota; Metazoa; Arthropoda; Insecta; Diptera; Culicidae
Exons: 10
Coding region: 367-10179 (3270 amino acids)
Cellular component (GO): cytoplasm
Molecular function (GO): protein binding
Source: RefSeq, a predicted model, not a curated record
UCAUUUUUGAGUUGUCCCACUUUAGCUCCAAAAUGAGUGAAUUUUCUGACCGUGCAUGUUUCCAUAUGCAUAUGCAACCUAAAAUAAGAGUUAGGGAGGAAUCUUAUCUUUACCAACGAGGAUUUGCGUGUGUUAAAACUUUCUAUCGCAUUUUAUCGCGCCCCUCAUUUUCCGUACCACUGUUAUCGCAAUGGUAUAAAACUUGGUUCGCCUGGUUCAGUCUGUAGCUAGUUAUCCCGAAACCUGUACCAAGUUCAGAAAGAGUGAUCAGUUCGAAGUGAAACCAUAUUUUGAUGAUUAGUGCAAAAACGAUUUACAAUUAUCGAGCAACGUGUGACUGGGCCGAAUUUAGAAUACAAUUACAAGAUGACAUCAACACACAGCCAGAAGCAAAACCCCUUCAAACCAAUGGUCUACGUGGACGAACAACAACCAGGACCUUCAACUGGAAAUGUAUCCUCGAGUUUACCGAGCUACAUUCAUAUGGAUUCAUCCGAGGUAUCUUCCCUUUCAAAAAUGUUCACAUGGUGUGGAAGUCGGACAAGUCAUGGUUUCGCAUAUGAGAAAGACCUUGCUUUUACGUUAUUCGUUGCUGCAUCUCUCGAAGAUCGUCGGUUCCGCCUGGCAACGGAAAUGAAGGAGGCCGGUAAGUUUGAUGACACUGUGCUGAUUUUGGACGAUCGGAAGGAAGUAUGGUUCUUUCAAGCCAAGCACAGUCAGUCAUCGAAAGCCAAAAUUGAGUACAAAGAGUUUUUCCCUUCAAGUUUUGAAGAGAACAGCCAAUUUUCCCUGCCAAUGUACAUCCAAUCGUUCUUGAAUGUUUCGAAACGAAGUGAGCUCAGGAAUUAUACCAAGCGAUUUAUUAUCUUUACCAAUAAAACGAUUGAUGAAAAUACUAGACAUGAGCUGGGAGAGCAUAUGGACAUAAAAAGCUGUGCUUCGAAUGACCCACUGGAAAAUAAGGUAUUCAUCAGAAAAACUGAAAAAUAUGUACCCAAAGCCGACCAAAUUCUGUCCUUACUGAUAAAGGUAAACGAAUUACCUGUUGCCAUUAAAGAUGCUAUAAUCGAACUUCAGAGAUCCGGAGCAGUAAAAAGUGUCUUACGAAAAUACACCACUCCUUUACGAUCCAUAUUGAAGAUAGACAGCUCCGUACGCUUUUCAGAAACAUUUACAGGAAAUGAGGAUGAAAUCAAUCAACGAUGGUUAUGGCACGAGCUUCAAACACAUUAUAUUACCCAGGACGAAACGACUAAACGCCUAUCAGAGGUGAUUUUCAGCAAGAAGGUAGACAAACGCUUAUUGCAAAACAAAUCCGGUGAAACAAGUUUUCCUCGGUUUAUCGAAGAGUCUGAUUUGAGAAGCUUUUUUGAAUGCCUUGUAAUAUGCACCGACCAGCCUGACAAACUCUCCUCACUGAGAGAUAACAUUACAGAAUCGGUUGUGGGGAAGUGGGUUCAUGAAAGGGAUCGUGGCUUGGUUAGUGAUAAAGCAAAAUUUCAUGUAGUAUUUGAAAAAGAAUUUGAAAACUGGCACAUGGUUACAAAUCUGGAAGGAAAUCAGAAACCUUUUUUGAGCAGCUACGAAGGGAAUAUGUGUGUUCAAAUGAUAAAGGCAGAAGUGCGUAGGCUUCUUCAAAAGGUUACAGCAGCAGAUUUCAGUAGUUAUGUGGAACGUACGCUAACCUCACAAAACGGACAGAAAGAAUUCACAGAAGAUGGAUUUAUUUCAAAGCUGGAGCAACUGUAUGAUCAGAAUAGGUACAUACUAGUAGGGAAACCAGGCACGGGGAAAACAACAUUCAUGAAAAAAAUCACAUAUUCACUACAAACCGAUUACAACAAACACGUGUAUCUGAUUUGCUUAAGUAGGUUGUUCAAAAACUACGAGGGACGCACCGAUAUACUCACACUCGUUAAAUCCGCUUUUUCAAAAUCGAUCCAACAGAUUAUUCAAAACAGUUUGGAAAAUUAUACAAAACAAUGUUUCAUUCUACUAGAUGCUUUCGAUGAGAUUGAUGCUGUGCACCAGGGCACAGCUAUCCAGCUUAUCAAAGAAACGUUCUGCAAAAAUAAUAUUCGGGUUUUCAUAAGUGGCAGAAAUCACGUGAAAGGAACACUCGAGAAAGAAUUGCAAGUUGAGGCAUUAAAUCUUGUUCCAUUAGUUGAGGAUGAGCAGCUGAUGUUUUUGAGAAACUACUGGGACAUCAGUUCUGAAAUAAGUCAGGAAGAUUCCGAAAGAUUUAUAACAUUUGCGGAACGUUUGCUCGAGCUUUUGCAUGACAGUAUUCAAUCUGAAUAUUUCAACUUUACUGGUCUACCUCUAAUGGUUCGAAUGCUUGCAGAAGUCAACAAAGAAAAAUUUGAGCAAUACUGGAGGUCAACAAAUGACCAAAUGAACGAAAUAUUAGAUUUGGAAAACGGAUUCAGUAAAUUGCGUUUGUAUGAAAGUUUCGUUAACAUAUCGUUCAAUAUAUUUAUUAAGAAAAUAAAUAACGAGGAAGGUUACGCAUCAGUUGAUUCAAAAAUUAAGAACUUUUUCAAAAACAAUGUGAACAAGUUUUAUCGUGCCCAUCAGAUAAUUGCUAUUGAACAAUUAAACGUUCCUGAACUACGUGACACAAUGACCAAUAACGAUUAUGAAACACUUCUGGAAAACAUGCAACAAAUAUUGGACGACGGAGAAAAGUCACUAUUAAUCAAUGUUUCGAACAAGAAUCAGUUAGAAUUCACUCACUUAUCGUAUGCAGAAUAUUUCCUUUCGAAAUUUUUGUAUGAGCAUGUGUUAGAUUGGGAAGCGAUAUUAUUCGAUGUUUUGUAUAUACAUGAAGUGGUUCGAACCUUUUAUUUUUCGAUGAUUGAGGAAAAUUGGGAUAACAGUAAAUCGCAAAUGGACGCAAUUAACCGAAUUUGCCACGAAACACCUGAUAUGAUGUAUUUAGUCUGUUCUGAUGGUUACGAAUUAAUUUUAAAAGAGCUCCUGAAGCACCAUAAGGCUAAGCAACUGUUUAAAUAUAGUUGGCAAAGCAAUAAAGCCACACUUCUGCAUGCUGCUGUUCAAUCCAGGAAAGAAAACAUUCUAAAGUUAGUUCUCUGUGAUCACCAAUUUGGCGAUUGUACUUACCACGGAGCAAUCAAUAACAAAACGGAACUAUACGAAUCUGAAAUAGACAUAAAUACCCCAGAUUCAGAGGGAGCUUUACCAAUUCAUUACGCUGUAUCUGAUGGGAACGAACCGUUUGUGAAGAUGCUUGCGCAACAUGGUGCUGACAAAUGUAUUAAUGCUCAAGACUACUACGGAAAUAGCCCUCUACAUAUAGCUGCCAGAACGGGGGAUGCGGGAAUAUUCAAGCUGUUAAUCAAAAAAUACUUAGCAGAUUACGAAAUUGCCAAUGCAGACGGACAAACUCUUAUUCAUUUGGCGGCCGCAGGAGAAAACAUGGAAAUUGUACAGACGCUUAUAGGUGACUAUGCGGCUGAUGUCAAUGCGCAAGACAACGAUGGAGAUACACCUCUCCUUCUCGCUGCAAAAAAAUAUGAGUGGGAGAUGGUCAAGAUGUUGAUUGACAAAGAUUCCAAGUAUUCUGCAGACUACAAAAUUGUCAAUAAAUUCGGAUCAACUCUUAUGCAUUUGGCAGCCGCAAGAGGUAACAUGAAUAUUAUUCAGAUGCUUAUAGAUGACUAUGCGGCUGAUGUCAAUGCGCAAGACAACGAUGGAAAUACUCCUCUCCUUCUUGCCGCCACAAAUCGAAGUUGGGAGAUGGUCAAGAUGUUGAUUGACAAAGAUUCCAAAUAUGCUGCAGACUACAAAAUUGCCAAUAAAGCCGGACAAGCUCUUAUUCAUUUUGCGGCAACAGGAGGCAAUAUAGAAAUUGUACAGAUGCUUAUAGAAAACUAUGCGGCUGAUGUCAAUGCGCAAGACAACGAUGGAAAUACUCCUCUACAUGAUGCUGCCCAGUAUAGUACGCGGGAAAUGGUCAAGAAGUUGAUUGUUGCGUAUUCUAUGGACUACAAAAUUGUCAAUAAAUUUGGAAAAUCUCUUAUCCAUUCUGCAGCCGCAGGCGGAAAAUUGGAAACAGUAAAGAUGCUUAUAGAUGACUAUGCGGCUGAUGUCAAUGUGCAAGACAGCGAUGGAAAUACUCCUCUACAUGAUGCUGCCCAGUAUAGUACGCGGGAAAUGGUCAAGAAGUUGAUUGUUGCGUAUUCUAUGGACUACAAAAUUGUCAAUAAAUUCGGAUCAACUCUUAUGCAUUUGGCAGCCGCAGGCGGAAAAUUGGAAACAGUAAAGAUGCUUAUAGAUGACUAUGCGGCUGAUGUCAAUGUGCAAGACAGCGAUGGAAAUACUCCUCUACAUGAUGCUGCCCAGUAUAGUACGCGGGAAAUGGUCAAGAAGUUGAUUGUUGCGUAUUCUAUGGACUACAAAAUUGUCAAUAAAUUUGGAAAAUCUCUUAUCCAUUCUGCAGCCGCAGGCGGAAAAUUGGAAACAGUAAAGAUGCUUAUAGAUGACUAUGCGGCUGAUGUCAAUGUGCAAGACAGCGAUGGAAAUACUCCUCUACAUGAUGCUGCCCAGUAUAGUACGCGGGAAAUGGUCAAGAAGUUGAUUGUUGCGUAUUCUAUGGACUACAAAAUUGUCAAUAAAUUUGGAAAAUCUCUUAUCCAUUCUGCAGCCGCAGGCGGAAAAUUGGAAACAGUAAAGAUGCUUAUAGAUGACUAUGCGGCUGAUGUCAAUGUGCAAGACAGCGAUGGAAAUACUCCUCUACAUGAUGCUGCCCAGUAUAGUACGCGGGAAAUGGUCAAGAAGUUGAUUGUUGCGUAUUCUAUGGACUACAAAAUUGUCAAUAAAUUCGGAUCAACUCUUAUGCAUUUGGCAGCCGCAGGCGGAAAAUUGGAAACAGUAAAGAUGCUUAUAGAUGACUAUGCGGCUGAUGUCAAUGUGCAAGACAGCGAUGGAAAUACUCCUCUACAUGAUGCUGCCCAGUAUAGUACGCGGGAAAUGGUCAAGAAGUUGAUUGUUGCGUAUUCUAUGGACUACAAAAUUGUCAAUAAAUUUGGAAAAUCUCUUAUCCAUUCUGCAGCCGCAGGCGGAAAAUUGGAAACAGUAAAGAUGCUUAUAGAUGACUAUGCGGCUGAUGUCAAUGUGCAAGACAGCGAUGGAAAUACUCCUCUACAUGAUGCUGCCCAGUAUAGUACGCGGGAAAUGGUCAAGAAGUUGAUUGUUGCGUAUUCUAUGGACUACAAAAUUGUCAAUAAAUUUGGAAAAUCUCUUAUCCAUUCUGCAGCCGCAGGCGGAAAAUUGGAAACAGUAAAGAUGCUUAUAGAUGACUAUGCGGCUGAUGUCAAUGUGCAAGACAGCGAUGGAAAUACUCCUCUACAUGAUGCUGCCCAGUAUAGUACGCGGGAAAUGGUCAAGAAGUUGAUUGUUGCGUAUUCUAUGGACUACAAAAUUGUCAAUAAAUUUGGAAAAUCUCUUAUCCAUUCUGCAGCCGCAGGCGGAAAAUUGGAAACAGUAAAGAUGCUUAUAGAUGACUAUGCGGCUGAUGUCAAUGUGCAAGACAGCGAUGGAAAUACUCCUCUACAUGAUGCUGCCCAGUAUAGUACGCGGGAAAUGGUCAAGAAGUUGAUUGUUGCGUAUUCUAUGGACUACAAAAUUGUCAAUAAAUUCGGAUCAACUCUUAUGCAUUUGGCAGCCGCAGGCGGAAAAUUGGAAACAGUAAAGAUGCUUAUAGAUGACUAUGCGGCUGAUGUCAAUGUGCAAGACAACGAUGGAAAUACUCCUCUACAUGAUGCUGCCCAGUAUAGUACGCAGGAAAUGGUCAAGAAGUUGAUUGUUGCGUAUUCUAUGGACUACAAAAUUGUCAAUAAAUUUGGAAAAUCUCUUAUCCAUUCUGCAGCCGCAGGCGGAAAAUUGGAAACAGUAAAGAUGCUUAUAGAUGACUAUGCGGCUGAUGUCAAUGUGCAAGACAGCGAUGGAAAUACUCCUCUACAUGAUGCUGCCCAGUAUAGUACGCGGGAAAUGGUCAAGAAGUUGAUUGUUGCGUAUUCUAUGGACUACAAAAUUGUCAAUAAAUUUGGAAAAUCUCUUAUCCAUUCUGCAGCCGCAGGCGGAAAAUUGGAAACAGUAAAGAUGCUUAUAGAUGACUAUGCGGCUGAUGUCAAUGUGCAAGACAGCGAUGGAAAUACUCCUCUACAUGAUGCUGCCCAGUAUAGUACGCGGGAAAUGGUCAAGAAGUUGAUUGUUGCGUAUUCUAUGGACUACAAAAUUGUCAAUAAAUUUGGAAAAUCUCUUAUCCAUUCUGCAGCCGCAGGCGGAAAAUUGGAAACAGUAAAGAUGCUUAUAGAUGACUAUGCGGCUGAUGUCAAUGUGCAAGACAGCGAUGGAAAUACUCCUCUACAUGAUGCUGCCCAGUAUAGUACGCGGGAAAUGGUCAAGAAGUUGAUUGUUGCGUAUUCUAUGGACUACAAAAUUGUCAAUAAAUUCGGAUCAACUCUUAUGCAUUUGGCAGCCGCAGGCGGAAAAUUGGAAACAGUAAAGAUGCUUAUAGAUGACUAUGCGCCUGAUGUCAAUGUGCAAGACAACGAUGGAAAUACUCCUCUACAUGAUGCUGCCCAGUAUAGUACGCAGGAAAUGGUCAAGAAGUUGAUUGUUGCGUAUUCUAUGGACUACAAAAUUGUCAAUAAAUUUGGAAAAUCUCUUAUCCAUUCUGCAGCCGCAGGCGGAAAAUUGGAAACAGUAAAGAUGCUUAUAGAUGACUAUGCGGCUGAUGUCAAUGUGCAAGACAGCGAUGGAAAUACUCCUCUACAUGAUGCUGCCCAGUAUAGUACGCGGGAAAUGGUCAAGAAGUUGAUUGUUGCGUAUUCUAUGGACUACAAAAUUGUCAAUAAAUUUGGAAAAUCUCUUAUCCAUUCUGCAGCCGCAGGCGGAAAAUUGGAAACAGUAAAGAUGCUUAUAGAUGACUAUGCGGCUGAUGUCAAUGUGCAAGACAGCGAUGGAAAUACUCCUCUACAUGAUGCUGCCCAGUAUAGUACGCGGGAAAUGGUCAAGAAGUUGAUUGUUGCGUAUUCUAUGGACUACAAAAUUGUCAAUAAAUUCGGAUCAACUCUUAUGCAUUUGGCAGCCGCAGGCGGAAAAUUGGAAACAGUAAAGGUGCUUAUAGAUGACUAUGCGGCUGAUGUCAAUGUGCAAGACAACGAUGGAAAUACUCCUCUACAUGAUGCUGCCCAGUAUAGUACGCGGGAAAUGGUCAAGAAGUUGAUUGUUGCGUAUUCUAUGGACUACAAAAUUGUCAAUAAAUUUGGAAAAUCUCUUAUCCAUUCUGCAGCCGCAGGCGGAAAAUUGGAAACAGUAAAGAUGCUUAUAGAUGACUAUGCGGCUGAUGUCAAUGUGCAGGACAGCGAUGGAAAUACUCCUCUACAUGAUGCUGCCCAGUAUAGUACGCGGGAAAUGGUCAAGAAGUUGAUUGUUGCGUAUUCUAUGGACUACAAAAUUGUCAAUAAAUUCGGAUCAACUCUUAUGCAUUUGGCAGCCGCAGGCGGAAAAUUGGAAACAGUAAAGAUGCUUAUAGAUGACUAUGCGGCUGAUGUCAAUGUGCAAGACAACGAUGGAAAUACUCCUCUACAUGAUGCUGCCCAGUAUAGCGGAAAAUUGGAAACAGUAAAGAUGCUUAUAGAUGACUAUGCGGCUGAUGUCAAUGUGCAAGACAACGAUGGAAAUACUCCUCUACAUGAUGCUGCCCAGUAUAGCGGAAAAUUGGAAACAGUAAAGAUGCUUAUAGAUGACUAUGCGGCUGAUGUCAAUGUGCAAGACAACGAUGGUAAUACUCCUCUUCAUUAUGCUGCCCAGUAUAGCGGAAAAUUGGAAACAGUAAAGAUGCUUAUAGAUGACUAUGCGGCUGAUGUCAAUGUGCAAGACAACGAUGGAAAUACUCCUCUACAUGAUGCUGCCCAGUAUAGUACGCGGGAAAUGGUCAAGAAGUUGAUUGUUGCGUAUUAUAUGGACUACAAAAUUGUCAAUAAAUUCGGAUCAACUCUUAUGCAUUUGGCAGCCGCAAGAGGUAACAUGAAAAUUAUUCAGAUGCUUAUAGAUGACUAUGCUGUUGAUGUCAAUGCGCAAGACUUUGAUGGUAAUACUCCUCUUCAUUAUGCUGCCCAGUAUAGUACACGGGAAAUGGUCAAGAAGUUGAUUGUUGCGUAUUCUAUGGACUACAAAAUUGUCAAUAAAUUUGGAAAAUCUCUUAUCCAUUCUGCAGCCGCAGGCGGAAAAUUGGAAACAGUAAAGAUGCUUAUAGAUGACUAUGCGGCUGAUGUCAAUGUGCAAGACAACGAUGGUAAUACUCCUCUUCAUUAUGCUGCCCAGUAUAGCGGAAAAUUGGAAACAGUAAAGAUGCUUAUAGAUGACUAUGCGGCUGAUGUCAAUGUGCAAGACAACGAUGGAAAUACUCCUCUACAUGAUGCUGCCCAGUAUAGUAACAUGAAAAUUAUUCAGAUGCUUAUAGAUGACUAUGCUGUUGAUGUCAAUGCGCAAGACUUUGAUGGUAAUACUCCUCUUCAUUAUGCUGCCCAGUAUAGCGGAAAAUUGGAAACAGUAAAGAUGCUUAUAGAUGACUAUGCGGCUGAUGUCAAUGUGCAAGACAACGAUGGAAAUACUCCUCUACAUGAUGCUGCCCAGUAUAGUACGCGGGAAAUGGUCAAGAUGUUGAUUGUUGCGUAUUAUAUGGACUACAAAAUUGUCAAUAAAUUCGGAUCAACUCUUAUGCAUUUGGCAGCCGCAAGAGGUAACAUGAAAAUUAUUCAGAUGCUUAUAGAUGACUAUGCUGUUGAUGUCAAUGCGCAAGACUUUGAUGGUAAUACUCCUCUUCAUUAUGCUGCCCAGUAUAGCACACGGGAAAUGGUCAAGAAGUUGAUUGUUGCGUAUUCUAUGGACUACAAAAUUGUCAAUAAAUUCGGAUCAACUCUUAUGCAUUUGGCAGCCGCAAGAGGUAACAUGAAAAUUAUUCAGAUGCUUAUAGAUGACUAUGCUGUUGAUGUCAAUGCGCAAGACUUUGAUGGUAAUACUCCUCUUCAUUAUGCUGCCCAGUAUAGUACACGGGAAAUGGUCAAGAAGUUGAUUGUUGCGUAUUCUAUGGACUACAAAAUUGUCAAUAAAUUUGGAAAAUCUCUUAUCCAUUCUGCAGCCGCAGGCGGAAAAUUGGAAACAGUAAAGAUGCUUAUAGAUGACUAUGCGGCUGAUGUCAAUGUGCAAGACAACGAUGGAAAUACUCCUCUACAUGAUGCUGCCCAGUAUAGUAACAUGAAAAUUAUUCAGAUGCUUAUAGAUGACUAUGCUGUUGAUGUCAAUGCGCAAGACUUUGAUGGUAAUACUCCUCUUCAUUAUGCUGCCCAGUAUAGCACACGGGAAAUGGUCAAGAAGUUGAUUGUUGCGUAUUCUAUGGACUACAAAAUUGUCAAUAAAUUUGGAAAAUCUCUUAUCCAUUCUGCAGCCGCAGACGGAAAAUUGGAAACAGUUAAGAUGCUUAUAGAUGGCUAUGCAGCUGAUGUCAAUGCGCAAGACAACGAUGGAAAUACUCCUCUCCUUCUUGCUGCCAAAAAUGAUGAGUGGGAGAUGGUCAAGAUGUUGAUUGACAAAGAUUCCAAAUAUUCUGCAGACUACAACAUUGCCAAUAAAGACGGACAAACUCUUAUUCAUUUGGCAGCCGAAGUAGAUGAUAUAGAAAUUGUACAGAUGCUUAUAGACGACUAUGCGGCUGAUGUCAAUGCACAAGACAAUGAUGGAAAUACUCCUCUUCAUCUUGCCAUCACUACGGGUGAGUGUCAACGGGUCAAGAUGUUAAUUGAUAACCAUCGCGCAAAUCUCUAUGCAGCUAACAAUUACGGCCAAACUCUUUCUCACGCAGCUGCCAUGCACGGCCAGUGGGAUAUUGUAGAGAUGCUUCUCGCCGAUUUUUCGUUAGAUGUCAACUGUCCAGAUGAGAACGGGCAGACUCUUCUGCAUUUGGCAGCUGAACUUAACGAUUUGGAUGCUGUGAAAAUGCUUGUAAAUGGCUACUCGGCGGAUACCAAUUACACUGACAAUAGAGGACGGACCCCCUUGAAGGUGGCAGCAAGAUGUGGGAACAUAAAAGUUGUAGACGAGCUGAUAAAAGUUAUGGAAUGGUCCCUUAUUCUAGAGGCAUUUGGUUUGUAACUACAGAGACUUACAGGGCUGCUCCGCAGCCACAGUGGCUCCCAAUUACACCCGGAAACAAGCUCAGUAGCAUGAGACCCCUCGAGCUGGGUCUCAGGGCCGGCAUGCUACUCGGUAAUUGGAGGGACUUCGCGGACUACGUAUGAAAACCAAAGAAGAUUCACAUUUGUAACCGUUGUUACAAGCUUCAAAUAGUUUCAGGGCUGUUACAAAAUUUCCAAAAUAUCAUCCGCGAAAUUCGCGACUUCUGAAAUAAAAUCCGCGACUCGGAAAACAAAUCCGCGACAUGAACAUAAAUAUUCAAAUUUCAAAUAAAACCAGAUGACAUGUUUUAAGGAAUCGUUGAUCCUCUGAAAUUGUCAAAAACAGCAAUGUAAAGUGGGAUACGAUUUCUCACACUAUGUACUGAAAAGUUUGAUCUCUUGGUUUCAACAACGAUUUUUCAAUAAGACCUAUUUUUUUUUGUCAAUCUCUGUUUGUGAUAUUACAGAAAGUGUAUUGAGAUUUCCAAAGAUUAAGGAACAACCAUGUCUCUUGUUUAUCGGGUGAAGAAUGCCAGUUAUCUCAGUAACAUGUUUAUCACUGAAAUACCGGAUGAGAAAAAAAGAAUAAG